Nelumbo nucifera (sacred lotus) is the source of this 1922-nucleotide messenger RNA. RefSeq names its product putative mitochondrial-processing peptidase subunit beta, mitochondrial. The record is from RefSeq and is a predicted model, not a curated record. Gene Ontology annotation, molecular function: metal ion binding; metalloendopeptidase activity. Gene Ontology annotation, cellular component: mitochondrion. Gene Ontology annotation, biological process: proteolysis. Lineage: Eukaryota; Viridiplantae; Streptophyta; Magnoliopsida; Proteales; Nelumbonaceae.
ACGCCUUGCAUCCGCGGGAUCUUUUUAUAAACAUUUCCAAGUCCUCUCUCCUCCGCCACCGUAAACUGAAACUCGAGAAGCCAUAGCCAUGGCGAUUAGGCAGCUCUUAACUCUAGCUCGUAGAUCCCACAAACCCUCAUCUUUAUCUCCCCGCGCUCUUCUGCAAUCCAGUCGAUCUGCAUCGACUUCUCCCGCCGUCGCAACUGCACCAUCUCCUCCAGCUCCUAAUGUCAUGGUCUACGAUCGACUCGCAGAAGCAGUGAAACAGAGGCUCAAGCGACUCGACAAUCCCGAUCCUCGUUUCCUCCAGCACGCCUCGCCCCAUCCAGUCCUUGUUGAUCACACGAAGAUCCUGGCGGCUCCUGAGACUCGCGUUACAACUCUCCCUAAUGGCCUCCGAGUCGCUACCGAGUCGAACCUGGCAUGUCGGACUGCAACUGUUGGCGUGUGGAUCGAUGCCGGGAGUAGGUUCGAAACCGAUGAGACGAACGGCACUGCGCAUUUCCUUGAGCACAUGAUAUUCAAGGGCACGGAAAAGAGGUCAGUUAGGGUUUUGGAAGAGGAGAUUGAGAACAUGGGAGGGCAUUUGAAUGCGUAUACCUCCAGGGAGCAGACGACGUAUUACGCUAAGGUAAUGGACAAGGAUGUUCCCAAGGCACUCGAUAUCCUUGCUGAUAUAUUGCAAAAUUCUAGCUUUAGCGAGGACCGGAUCAAUCGUGAGCGGGAUGUUAUUUUGCGUGAGAUGGAAGAGGUGGAAGGGCAGGCUGAGGAAGUUAUUUUUGAUCAUUUGCAUGCAACUGCCUUCCAGUACACUCCAUUGGGUAGGACUAUCUUGGGACCUGCCCAGAAUAUUAAGACAAUCACCAAAGCUCAUCUACAGAAUUACAUCUCAACACAUUACACAGCUCCUAGAAUGGUAAUUUCUGCUGCUGGAGCUGUUAAACAUGAGGAUAUUGUUGAGAAAGUAAAGACACUCUUCACAAAGCUCUCAACUGACCCUACUACUGCUUCUCAGUUGGUUGCAAAAGAACCAUCAGCCUUUACAGGCUCUGAGAUUCGGAUAAUUGAUGAUGAUGUUCCUCUUGCACAAUUUGCUGUGGCGUUCAGUGGAGCUUCUUGGACAGAUCCAGAUUCAAUUGCUUUGAUGGUCAUGCAGUCCAUGCUGGGUUCAUGGAAUAAGAAUGUGGGAGGAGGAAAGCACAUGGGAUCAGAGCUUGCACAGAGGGUUGCCAUUAAUGAAAUAGCUGAGAGCAUGAUGGCUUUCAACACUAACUACAAGGACACAGGCCUGUUUGGUGUUUAUGCUAUUGCCAAGCCUGAUUGUUUGGAUGAUCUAGCCUAUGCAAUUAUGUAUGAGAUAAGCAAGCUGUCUUACCGAGUCUCAGAAGCUGAUGUUACUCGUGCUCGAAAUCAGUUGAAAUCUUCUUUGCUCCUUCACAUUGAUGGAACCAGUCCAGUUGCUGAAGAUAUUGGACGUCAGCUACUUACAUAUGGGAGAAGAAUCCCAUUUGCUGAACUGUUUGCAAGGAUUGAUGCAGUGGAUUCAAGCACCGUAAAACGUGUUGCAAACCGGUUUAUAUUUGACAAAGAUGUUGCGAUCGCAGCAAUGGGUCCGAUCCAAGGUCUACCUGACUACAACUGGUUCAGGCGCAGGACCUAUUGGAACCGUUACUAGGUUAUUCUUUUUUUUUUUCUUGCGUCAUUAUUUAUCUUCCAUUUUCAAGAUGUCUCAUAAAACCAGGCUCCCAUCGCUUUAUACAUAUACACUCCCUUGGCCUUCGGUGGCUGGUAUUUUGGGAUCUUGUUUUUUGUAACAUCCCCCCAUUUUGGUGAAAGGAAUAAUUGUUAAAAAUGUUUCAAUAACGUAACUGUGCUUUGUUAGGCACUGUAACUCUCUUUAUCUACCUUGCUUAUGCCUCUAA